AUGGAUUACCACCUGCUUGGAUUAACUUUAGCUUUUUUCUUCGGUGAUACAAAGGUCCUAGCCGGUUACCCUAUUUGGUGGUCCCUUGCAUUAGGCCAACAAUAUACAUCCCUGGGCUCCCAGCCAAUUCUCUGUGGUUCAAUUCCUGGCUUAGUGCCUAAGCAGCUUCGCUUCUGCCGAAACUACAUUGAGAUCAUGCCUAGUGUGGCUGAAGGUGUGAAGUUGGGAAUUCAAGAGUGCCAACAUCAGUUCCGGGGGAGACGUUGGAAUUGCACCACCAUUGAUGACAGCUUGGCUAUUUUUGGGCCUGUUCUAGAUAAAGCUACACGAGAAUCAGCUUUUGUGCAUGCCAUUGCCUCUGCUGGUGUAGCAUUUGCCGUCACACGCUCAUGUGCUGAAGGUACUUCAACUAUUUGUGGCUGUGACUCACACCAUAAGGGACCACCUGGUGAAGGAUGGAAAUGGGGAGGAUGCAGUGAAGAUGCUGACUUUGGAGUACUUGUCUCACGAGAGUUUGCAGAUGCCCGAGAAAACCGUCCAGAUGCUCGCUCUGCCAUGAACAGGCACAAUAACGAAGCUGGAAGAACGACUAUCUUGGAUCACAUGCAUUUAAAAUGCAAAUGCCAUGGCUUGUCUGGCAGCUGUGAGGUUAAAACAUGCUGGUGGGCCCAGCCAGACUUCCGGGCCAUUGGUGACUACUUGAAGGACAAGUAUGACAGUGCUUCGGAGAUGGUGGUAGAGAAGCAUCGGGAAUCCCGUGGUUGGGUGGAGACACUGCGUGCCAAGUAUGCCCUCUUUAAGCCACCAACCGAGCGUGACUUGGUCUAUUAUGAGAACUCACCCAAUUUUUGUGAACCCAACCCUGAGACUGGGUCAUUUGGUACAAGGGACAGGAUGUGCAAUGUGACCUCACAUGGGAUUGAUGGGUGUGAUUUGCUCUGCUGUGGCCGUGGCCAUAACACUAGGACAGAGAAAAGGAAAGAGAAAUGCCAUUGCAUCUUCCACUGGUGCUGUUAUGUCAGCUGCCAGGAAUGCAUUCGUGUUUAUGAUGUUCAUACCUGCAAAUAA
Molecule: messenger RNA, 1068 nt
Organism: Thamnophis elegans (Western terrestrial garter snake)
Lineage: Eukaryota; Metazoa; Chordata; Lepidosauria; Squamata; Natricidae
Gene: WNT3
Product: Wnt family member 3
Exons: 4
Coding region: 1-1068 (355 amino acids)
Biological process (GO): canonical Wnt signaling pathway; cell fate commitment; neuron differentiation
Cellular component (GO): extracellular region
Molecular function (GO): cytokine activity; frizzled binding
Source: RefSeq, a predicted model, not a curated record